This is a messenger RNA of Electrophorus electricus (electric eel), 988 nucleotides long. Its product is annotated as xin actin-binding repeat-containing protein 1. Gene Ontology annotation, biological process: actin cytoskeleton organization; actin filament organization. Gene Ontology annotation, cellular component: focal adhesion; stress fiber. NCBI's taxonomy places the organism in Eukaryota, Metazoa, Chordata, Actinopteri, Gymnotiformes, Gymnotidae. Gene Ontology annotation, molecular function: actin filament binding. The record is from RefSeq and is a predicted model, not a curated record.
AUGUUGCAACUAGCCACUGUCCCCAUCUCUGAGACCGCAGUCAAAGCGGACAGCGGCACCAGGGAGGGGCUGAGGGUGGAGUGCUCCUUCACCUCCCCUCUAGCACGCAGUAGGUCUGUGGAGUUCCUUCCUUAUCACAGAAAUAUAAGCACAAGCACUCUAAGGGAGCUCUUUGAGUCAAAGGUCGCCAUGGAGACCAAGAGUGGCUACCAGACCAGAAGCCAUGCCCACAUGCCACGCCCAGUCAGCAUGCAUGCUACAGCCAAUGAUGAAGGCAUGGAAGAUACUGAGACCAGUAACAAAAGCACAUUACAGCCGAUGGUGCGGACAGAGGCAGUGGGCAUUAAUGUGAAUCCAGUGACACCCAAAGUGGAGAAGGUGAUGAGAACUCCCUGGUCAGAGAGAAAAAAGACCACUCAUGUAGAUGAUAAAAGGCAAUCGGAGACAGACAUCAGGGACAGUGCCUCUCUCUAUGGAUGGGAGAAGUCCCCUAUUUCUGUGAAAGCCAUAUCUGCUCUAUAUCUGUCCAAAGUGGCACCUGUAGACCAUUUGGGGAGCCUUUUAAAACCAGAACAAAAUCCUUACUCUACAACCAGACCAAAAGUUAUUAAGUUCCAGCCAGCUGCCCAGGACAUGUGCUGUGUGUGUCUCAGACCCGUUUACUACAUGGAGAAAAUGGUAGCUGGUAAACUCAUUUUCCACAAAAACUGUUUCUGCUGUAAGCACUGCAAAAAGAAACUCAGUGUUCGUGACUACGCACCACUCUAUGGAGAAUUCUACUGUGUUCUCCACUACAAGCAGCUGUUUAGAAAGAAGGGCAAUUAUGACGAGGCCUUUGGCCACCAGCAGCACAAGAACCGCUGGCUGGUGCAGAACCAAAAUGCCAGUGAUAGCAAAUAAAUCCAGUAGGUGGUAAGUGACCAGGAUGAGUAUGGGAACUUGGGUUGUUUUUUUUCCCUUUCUUUCAGAUUUUUUCAACAGGCUUGUG